Sinocyclocheilus anshuiensis is the source of this 4117-nucleotide messenger RNA. Its product is annotated as rab11 family-interacting protein 2-like. Gene Ontology annotation, biological process: regulated exocytosis. Lineage: Eukaryota; Metazoa; Chordata; Actinopteri; Cypriniformes; Cyprinidae. Gene Ontology annotation, cellular component: phagocytic cup; endosome. Gene Ontology annotation, molecular function: small GTPase binding. The transcript is spliced from 6 exons. The coding region runs from base 415 to 1836 and encodes 473 amino acids. The record is from RefSeq and is a predicted model, not a curated record.
UCCACGGCAACAGAGGAGGAGUUUGCACUUCGACCCGUGACCACAUCGGCGGAAAUGAGGAACUAGGAAGUCGACUUCAGGGCUGAUGUGGAAUACCACACAUUUGUUUAAGAUGAAUUAGUGUCACUUACAGCAACUUAUUCAUUUUCAUUCACCACAGAUACCGAUUGGCAUAAGCGGUCAUCCCACAUGCAGUGGCGACGCUAGCUUGUUCGAGAAAGAUGCUUCAGAGGUGACCUAAAUUGGAGUGGGGUGAAUGUGUGGGGUGUUUGCGGAGAGUAACUUUUGAUUUUUAUGUACUCUUGGUCGCUCAUUUCCUGUGAUUAGAAGCUAAACAAAAUGCCUCGGCCAAAUUGAAGUAAUACACUUAUCAUUUCACACACCAAAAUCCAUAAUUUUACACUUGAAGUCAUCAUGUCAUUGGGCGAACAGUCACAGAAGUGGUUUCCAACUCAUGUCCAAGCCACUGUUCUUCAAGCCACAGACCUGCAACCAAAGGGCAAGAAUGGCACCAACGAUGCCUACACCAUCAUCCAGCUGGGCAAAGAAAAGUACUCCACAUCAGUGUCGGAGAAGACCCUCAGCCCAGUGUGGAGGGAAGAGGCUUCAUUUGAACUGCCAGGGCUGCUGAUGGAGAGCAAUCCAGAGGUGUAUGAGCUGUGCCUCACAGUCAUGCACAGGUCCCUGGUUGGAUUGGAUAAGUUUCUGGGCCAAAAAAUCAUCAACUUAAAUGAGAUAUUUGACAACAAGGAACGGAGGAAAACUGACUGGUACACGCUAGACUCACGGCCAGGUAAGAAGAGGAAAGACCGAGGCAAGAUUCAAGUUAGCAUUCAGUUCAUGCGGAACAACAUGACCGCCAGCAUGUUCGAUUUGUCUAUGCGAGACAAACCCAGAUCACCGUUCUCCAAGCUCAAGGAAAAGAUGAAGGGUCGCAAGCACAACGGUGCCUUUUCAGACACAUCUUCCGCCAUCCUUCCUCGCUCAGGACAGAGCGAGACUGAUUCUCUGCCAGACCAGCACCCGCACCCUCACCCUCAGGCUGCACCUGAACCCAAGCCAAAACGCUCGCUGCUCACUGGGACGCAGAAACUUUCUGCUGCUCACUCCAUGUCUGAUCUGAUAGGAACUCACUUCAGGCCCAAACUCGACUCCAUGAACUCUAUUGAGGAGAAAGGGGUUGCUGCAUCUCACAGACACUCUCAGAGUGAUGGAUAUGGUUGCCCAACCAGCGACGUUCAAUGUGACCCCUUUUCCGACAUCGGAGACAACAUGCCCCAGAAAUUCGCCACUCUCCCACGCAACCGCAAUCCCUUCGAGGGAGAUCAGGGGAUGCUGUGGGGGGCAGAGAAGAGAGAGAAGAAGGUCGGUCUUCUGGGCAGAGUGACUGGGAAGAAGGAAGGAAAGAAAACAGCCACUGGAACGCGAACAGGAAGCUCUGGAGACCUGCGAUCUCCAAACCCCUUUACCAGUGAAAGCAACCCUUUCCUCUCACACUACAGAUCCAGUGACAACAUGAGAAAUCCCACUAGUACUGAGGACCUUACACAGAGAUUCAAAACCUCUCCUGAAAAGAAGCACGGCAUGAAUAGUGCAAGAGAGCAUGAGCCUGAACAUCUGCAGACGAAUAUGGUGGCCUACAACAAUCUCUCCUUUGCAGAAGUUGUGCAAGAGCUCAUCAAGCAGAAAGAGGUGGUGAGAAAGAAAGAUGCUCAUAUUCGGGAGCUGGAGGACUACAUUGAUAACUUGCUGGUCAGGGUAAUGGAAGAGACACCCAGCAUCCUGAGAACACCCUAUGAGCCCAAGAGAAAAGCUGGGAAGAUCUCAAAGAAGUAAAGGAUCUCCAAAGCAUAUUAUAACAGUUUUCUGGCAAAAUAUGUAUUGCUUGCAAAAGGACAAUGGAAUGUCAUUUCUGAUAGGCCAAGUGUAUUUGUUCACACACAGACAGAUUUCUUGCCAUAAAGUUACUCUAGGUUUGCAAGAACAACCGGAUAUAUUGUGAAGAAAGAUGGGCACUAAAUGUGGAGAUGCCAAACCCCCUUUUUUAGAUUUUUCCAUUACUUUAUUUUGAUUUUUUUUUAAAGAAUCUUUUGAGCUGUUGACUAAUACUUUGAGUAAAACGUUUUUGAAAAUCUUCACAAGCAGCCAUUCAUAGUUUAGAGCGGUGAUCUUGCGCGAGGAGACCAACGUUAUGUUUUUACUGACAAUAACUGUGUUUAAGUUGACUUUUAUUUUGGAUUCAGUCAGUAUAACAGAAUUGAGCACUUAAUACUCUCACUGUGUUUUGCGAUGAUCACUUGGGUGGACUGUCCAUAUGAGGCCUUUAAUUUGCUGUGACUGAAUUCACACUUCAAAAGCUGUACCAGAUCAAUUGACCACAAAAAUGUGGUGAAGCAAGGAAACACUUGGAUGGCACCAUGGGACAUAAAGGUGAUUGUUUACUGCAUGUUCUAGCACCGGAGCAUAUUGGGUUCGACAGGGUAACUCUCCUGUCACUUUUUUGACUCAUGAUUUUGGCAUGUGUUUGGUGCCAUAUUGAUACGUUACAAGACGUCGGUACUGAAAACUUUUGGUACUUUUUUUUCAAAGCAUAUGUCUAUAAAAAAAAAAAUACACUCAGAAUUACACUACCAAUAUUUAUUUUGAGCUUGAUUGCAAUGAGCAAAUGUGUAUGUGUGAAUAACACUGUUCACUUUUUAAGUCUAAAAACAAACUGCCUGUUACAUACAGCGAUGACAGACGUGUAGAAAUGAGCAUCCAGACUCCAAAGACUUCAUUGUGAAUGUCCUUCAGUUGAUCUGGAAUGUACUGAUGCUGAAUUUCUUUAGUGUACCGCAGGACUGUCAAAAUGUGUGGGCUGCCUACAGUUGACUACAUCAAAGGUUUGUUGAUUAAACUUAAGCUAGCCGGUCAGUCAAUCAAGCACAUAAGUAUUAUAUAGCCCCUUUUUAAUUUCUAAUUUUACCAGAGCAAGUCUAGCCCAUGCGUAUUUAAAACCAUAGCAAAUAACUGAUUAAUUUGGCACGUCUGGAUGCCUCAUUAUGGAAAUAUUUCAGUCGGUUUGAUUCAUUACAAUGUAUAGCAUGUUUCGUGAUGAGCGAUGUAGACAAAAACUAGCUGAAGAACAAUUGUUUACAGAUUGCUUUAUAGAUUCAAGGCAGUACUCUUUGACAUUGUACUGCUUUCGCAAUACUUUUCUUGUAGGACACUUCUUAUAGUGUUGAUUUUUUCUAGUGAGAAAAUGACAUUGGCUAUCAUUCUUGGUAACUCCGCAUAUAUUUUGCACCCUGGGCUGUUACACUGGAGCAUCUGUGUAGUGAAAUACUGUACAGCAGUGGUACAUGUGCGCCCCGCAUACUUAAAAAUGUACAUUUGAGAAAACUAGAACGAUUGUUGUCUGUAAAAUAACCCAUUUUAAUAUGUUAGCCCUUCAUGUGAAGAACGAAACUAUUCUUUAGGCCAUAAUACCCCUUUUUGAUAUUUUUAAGACACAAUAAGUAUAUAAGUUCUCUGUGUAUAUAGCUCUGCAGCAAGCUUCCCAGAAGUAGUUUUUCUUAACAACAUGGUUAAAACACUGUGCUGGUUAGUUUUGCUGGAAAGGAAGUCUCGUCUUUUAUAAUAUUCAGUCACAAUGAGCAAGUGAUGUAUUCUAGCUGUAAAUUAUUAUUGUUUUGUUCAUUUAGAGUUUUAUUUACUUACAUUUUAUGUAUUUGGAGAGGUUUACAUGUGUGUAAUUGGUUAUUCAUGUUAAAAUCAUUCAGUGCCACGUGCAGUGUUAAACAGUGCUGACAUUAGUUAAACACUCUAGUUUAAUGUCAGUUUUCUAAAAAUGAGGCCAUUUUGAGGACAUUUUGUGUGAGCAGACAGAAGCUAGUUUUUCCAUAUAGUUCUGUUUACGUGCAAAAUUGUUUAUCCUUUGUAUAUGGAUAAACGUGUUAAAGCUUAUAUUUACAAAUCAUUUACAAAUGUUGUAUGCCAGGCUCACGUUAUUUAAACCAGGAGCAUGUUAUUUAUUAAUGAUUUUUUUUUUGUUCUGCAUUAUAUUUGUCACUGGCCAAAAAUGUUUAAUUGAAUUAAUUAAAUUCAGAAAAAUUAUACGAUGAAGAGUAAAGUUAGC